Messenger RNA from Populus nigra (black poplar), 1751 nucleotides. Its product is annotated as nudix hydrolase 2-like. The transcript has 10 exons. Bases 622 to 1515 code for a protein of 297 amino acids. Gene Ontology annotation, molecular function: ADP-ribose diphosphatase activity; NAD binding; NADH pyrophosphatase activity. The record is from RefSeq and is a predicted model, not a curated record. Lineage: Eukaryota; Viridiplantae; Streptophyta; Magnoliopsida; Malpighiales; Salicaceae.
AAACUUUUUUGUUUUUCCUCUUUCCUUCAUUGCAGGGACAGUGAGAGGAAGGUGGAAGGAAAUGAACUGGAAACGCAGUUUGUAUGAAGCAGCCAAGCUGUUCUUUUCAAAACCCCUUUCGCACGUAGUGGUCUAUACUACAGUACCAAACCGUGUCAAGAAUUUUUGGUCAAGAUCAAGAAAGAUUUACCAUUCAAAGUAUCCUGGUCAGCUGAUGAACCCUAACCCCACGAAGUUUUCAGGCGCCAUACAUUUAAUAUAAAAGAAUCCGAAAAUUCAGAGAAAUACAGAUCUCUUUCGUGAAGUAAGGUGGAAGCUAUCGAAAGCAGCUCGAACCUGCAAAUGCUGUAUAUUAGCAAUAAUAUUUGGCUUAACAUUAAUGAUAAGCAGAUGAUCAGAAUCAGGUAUCGCAAACUCGUGUUUCUUCUUCCGAGCAAGAACUCUCCGUCACCAGUUUCUCUACCUCCAAAUAGGCCUCGUCUGUCGACCACCCUAUUAUCUUCAUCUUCUCGUCAUGGAUUUUCGAAAGGUAUUUGAACUUUGGCUUUCCGAUGACUACUACACUGUUGUUCAACAAAAGUUUAUCAGGCACUUCUUCAUGUCAUUCUCUUCAUCUUCACAAUGAAGAGUAGCAGUUAUUUCAAGGCUUUCUUUUCGCCCAGGAAAAUUCCAGCUUCAACAAGUUCAUUGUCUAUUAAGGAGCAAAUUGAAGCUGAAAGUAGAGUCGAGCAUGUUGGAUUACUCAAUGCAGUUGAGGAUUUGUAUGAAGGAAUUGUAAUAGAAAUGAAAGAACCUGUGGACUCUACAGAAUUUAUCCCUUCACUCAGAGCAUCCAUAGUAAAAUGGAGGCAACAAGGCAAAAAGGGUGUAUGGAUCAAAUUGCCUAUUGGACUUGUCCGUCUUGUUGAACCUAUAGUUCAGGAAGGAUUUAGAUAUCAUCAUGCUGAACCAGACUACUUGAUGCUGGUGUAUUGGAUUCCUGAUACUCCUGAUACUCUUCCAGAAAAUGCUUCGCAUCGUGUAGGGGUUGGGGCUUUUGUAUUGAAUAGUAAUGGAGAGGUUCUUGUAGUCAAGGAGAAUAGUGGAGGAUUUAAAGGCACAGGUGUAUGGAAGCUACCUACAGGGGUGGUUAAUGAGGGUGAGGAUAUUCCUUCAGCUUCAAUUCGAGAAGUUAAGGAAGAGACAGGAAUUGACACAGAAUUUAUGGAAGUUUUAGCAUUCAGACAAAGCCACCAAUCAUUCUUUAGCAAAUCAGAUCUAUUUUUCAUUUGCAUGCUAAGGCCACGCUCUUUUGACAUCCAGAAGCAAGAUUUAGAGCUCGAGGCAGCUCAGUGGAUGCCAAUUGAAGACUAUGUGAACCAACCUUAUAACAAAGAACAUCAGCUCUUCAAAAAUGUUGCCGAAAUAUGCAAAACUAAAGCCAAGAUGGACUACAGUGGGUUUUCUGCAAUGCCUGUAGCCCCAGAUUCUGGUAAAGAAACCAACUUGUACUUCAACAACAGGGAUUUCAACUAAGCUUCUGCGAAAGAGAUCCACGGAUUGUUACAGAACUGUCGCUUACAAACUGUAGAACUCUUUAGUUUUUCCUGUCUACCUUGUUGUUUUGUGAAAUGUCUAUACAUAGACAACUCUCACACAAAUGGAAAGCCAAAGAAAAAAGGAAUAAUUCUUCGUUUAUGAACAUGCUUCACAGCAAUGAAGGCCUGAUGAGCAUCCUGGGAUUGAAUACCAUUUGGCAAAUCAAUUAUUAA